This is a messenger RNA of Aspergillus steynii IBT 23096, 2889 nucleotides long. Its product is annotated as pentatricopeptide repeat protein. The record is from RefSeq and is a predicted model, not a curated record. The coding region runs from base 77 to 2659 and encodes 860 amino acids. The transcript has a single exon. NCBI's taxonomy places the organism in Eukaryota, Fungi, Ascomycota, Eurotiomycetes, Eurotiales, Aspergillaceae. Gene Ontology annotation, molecular function: protein binding.
CCCGCCACUUGAUCGCAACGCGCCUCCCCCUUUCCUAAUAUUCCAUUCCGUCCGAUGAACUAAACGCCCACUCUUCAUGCUCCGCCAGGCUGUUCAAGGAGCUCGGUGGUAUCAGCAUGUGGCCCGCAGACGCCCGACGAUUCCACCUUUGCGGCCGCAUGCCUUCUCCGCCGCAGCGCCACGCUCUAUCAAUUAUGGCGGCCCCGACGACAAGAUUCGCUUUUACGAACAGGUGACCCGUGGAAGCAAAACGAGGAGAAGGGUCGAUCCGGAGGCCGAGGACCGUGACGAGAGGAGGGACAUGCAGGAGGAGUUGGCGAAACUGGAUGACGAGCUAGAAAUAUUGAAGGAAGGCCCUUACGGUCCUAAUAGUCCGUUCAUACAGGGGCUACCUGAGAAGGAUAGAGCGAUCGCGCUCGAAGCUCUUCGAAAGUACGAAGAAGAGCAUGGCAAGGGCGAUCCUGAAUACAGCCUGGAUCAGGUCUUCGAUGAGAAACUCGACGAUGCGUUGCGGCAAGAGUUCGAGGGUCUAGCCAGGGAAGAAGAGAAUUGGCAGACGCAGGGUAAUGACGAUGAUGCACAAACGGCCAUUGUCAGACAGCCGUAUGAGGUUGUGCUGGAGGACUCCGAUCAGGGAGCUUAUAUCGACAAAUUCAACGACUCUUUAAGACGGUCUGCGAAAGGUAGACCCAAUGAACUACUUGCACAGGAACUGUGGAAAUGGUAUCGCCGUUGCAAACAGCUCGUCCCCGGUUUUGUUCAAUCGAUACCCGAAGAAGGCUUUGAUCUACUAUGGAACUCCACAAAUACUACGACCUCAGCACCUUCGCGAGCAGCUCAUAUUCAAACACUAGCAGAAGAUAUCCUUGCUGUCGGAAAGCCCCUCUCAACCCCACAUACUCUUGCCUACAUCGAGUCUAUACAGGGAACGGGCAAGACAGACGCGGCACUAGACCAAUGGGAGGCACACCAGAGCAGCCUUUCCCAGAAAAAAGAGGAUCUUGAAGCCUAUUGGAAACUUGGAGUACAGAUUUUCUCGGCAGAAGGCGACCCUCAGCGGGCCCAGGACAUUGCCCUGGCUUUUCUGGCCAAUACCCAGUCGCGCGAUGCUCGCAUCCUAAUACCGGUGAUACUAGCUUGGGGCAGGCAACCUGGAAAGGAGCCCGCGAUCAAGGCAUGGUCCCUAUAUUUGCAACUCAAGGCUUUCUUGGAGCAUCAACCUAUGACAAUGGAGGACUAUGAUCGCAUCAGUAUUGGCUUCCUGAAAACAAACCGACUCAGCCUCGCCAUCGCCGUGUUCAAGGACAUGAUGGUCACCGGCCAAGAUUCAGCAAAUGACUCAACUUCUCUUUACCAGAAAGCCGUCGGUCUGGCGGGCAAUCUUCAGGCAUCCAGUAUCUCGGAGAGGGAUGUGAACAAGGUGUCACUGGCGACACUGACAGUCCUGCCUCGCCGCUUCCAAAAUCGAUUCUUCUAUGCCAGCUGGAUGAAGAAGCUGAUUGGCAUGGGCGAGGUCGAUUCAGCGGCGAUGGUGAUUGAGCUGAUGUACGAGCGAGGGGUCAACCCCGACCCGAAGCACCUCAACGGCUUGAUCGCUGCCUGGCUUCGUGAAACGAAUACCUCUUCUCGCGAGAAAGCCGAACGGCUCGGCUGGGCCAUGAUCCAACGGCGAAUCGACACGGUUUGGGCGCGUGCGAAACCGUCUGUAAAUUCUCCUCGAGUGGAGGUAAACCAUGAAGUGAGCGCUGCGCGUAUCCCUAAGUUCAUGCAACGACCGAUGCCGUCAGCGAACAUCGAGACCUUCUCGAUCCUUCUCCUGCACUACACCCGACGAGGCGACGAAGACAUGACCCAACAUUUGGUCAAGUGCCUCGACGACGCGCAGAUCCGGCCCAACUCCUAUUUCAUGAACCACCUCCUGUACGCCGAGCUACGGAAGCAGGACAUCCGAUCUCUGUGGAACAAAUUCAAAUCCAUGUCGGCUCUCAUCCAGCCCGAUCUCGAGACGUACGCCUGCCUCUGGGAUUGCGGGAAGCUUCAAUACGACCGAGGCCGCACCGCGUUUGUGUCGGGCUUCCCAUCCGCUCGCCAUCUCUACGCCGAGAUGAUGCACUGGUAUUCCCAGCUCUCCGGCCGCGGGAAGGCCGUCGCGCACGACGAGUUCUCCAAAGAGCUCUACGACCAAAUUGUGCGCUGUCUCUGCCUCUCCAAGGACCCCGCGGGCACCCUGGUCGCCCUCUGCUCGAUGCGAGCCAUCUUCGGCAUCGCCCCCGACGACACUACGGCCCGCCUGAUCGUCCUGCAGGUGGCUCGCAUGGCCGGCGUGCCCGCGGAGACACCCAAGCGCCGUCUCCGCCGUCUCUCCUCCACCCCGCGGAGCAAAGAGAACAUCGCCCACGUCAACCGGCUCGUGGAGAUCCUGAGCGAGCGCAAACUCGCCGCUCUACAGGCCCGAGGCCUAACCCUCGACACCCUCGAGCCGCAGGAGCGGGAGCAGUACCAACUCGAAAUCAUGAUCGAGCUGCUGCGCGUCGUCAUGGGCCGGUCGGCCGCUGAACCGAGUCGCGUCGAAAACGACAUCGCCGGGGCCGCGACGGAGAUGGGCGUCGCGGCCGUCGAUUUCAGCACGUCGCUGGCAGACGAUGACCUGUUAUUGUAAAAAAAGCCUUCGGGGAGGCAAAUGGAAUCGAAUCUACUUGGGAAGGGUUCCCCGCACACGGCGUUUUUCUUGAUCCAUACGCGAUUUCCACCAAAAAUGGCCCCGGACGCCAUAGAGCAUAUAGAGAACGGCGUUUAUAUCGAAUCAGGGCGGCGCUGCUGCAUUGGUGUGUACAUAAAUCAGGCAAAAGAGCGGACUUUCUGUGUACUAUAUAAUGAAUUGUUUUUUCC